AUGCCCCGCCCGCUGUCUCGCUCGCCCGGCGCGGCCACAUACGUGCUGCGCUCCCGGACGCUGGUCAGUGUCGCGUCAACUGGUGAGCGACCGGCAAUGAUCGAUCUCCAUGUAAAUGCUUACCGCGACGUGCAAUCUGUAGACGUCCGCGCCUCGCCUGAUCGCUCGAGUCAUCUCGCCAUCCGCGCGGCGGUGUGGACUGUCCGCGUCCUCGUCGCCGCUCUGAAGCACUGGCAGCGGGAGGACGCAGUCGCAAAUAGGGGCCGUCGUCUAGAUGCCGGGGCGUCGGGCGGCGAGCGGGGCGGGGCGUGCGGAACACAGGUGACGCGGGAUGACCAAUGGCUAGAUAGCGGAGGUGUGACGGCCGGCGGCAGAAUCAGUGAGAUCGCGCGGGACAGAGGCGGCACGCACGAAGGCGCCAUUGGCGCGGGGCGACGCGAAGAACAGGGGCCAUCACGCGAAUGGUGUGAAUAUGAAAAUGUGCACGCGCACGCAUGGGCGCGGGCGCGGGUGCAGCAUUGGUUGUGCGGGGACAUUGUGUGCGGCGCAGGCGUCGCCACCGUAGCGAUAAGGGCGACGGACAAUGUGGGGGCGUUGCGGCCGGUGGAUCGGAAGGGUGCAUACGUCGGGGGGUGUGUACGCGGGCGGGAACGCGGGGGCGCUGCCGUCAUGAUUUUGGGCGAGUAG
Molecule: messenger RNA, 687 nt
Organism: Postia placenta MAD-698-R-SB12
Lineage: Eukaryota; Fungi; Basidiomycota; Agaricomycetes; Polyporales; Adustoporiaceae
Exons: 5
Coding region: 1-687 (228 amino acids)
Source: RefSeq, a predicted model, not a curated record